CAGCAGUUGACUUUCAAGAGUGAAAUUUGUCUCUCAUAUCAGUAGCAGUGUAAAAUUUCAUUUGGUAUUUGUUGUAAUUGAAUCUGCAUGAUCAGAUUGUUUUCCAGAAAAGCUAAAGCACUUGAAAUUUCUGCGAAGCAUUGUUGGAAAUGUUUCCGGCGAAGUGGGUUCUCGGCCGAAGCAGCCCAAUUCGCCCAACCGUCAAGCAUGUCUCUUCCACAGUUCGAUUCUUAUGUUUAUGGUGCCAUGCUUCGAGAUUGUAUCCAAACCGGUGACCUCUUUGUGGGAAAGACUCUUCAUUGUGAGAUUAUAAAGAAGGGUAAUUGCCUAGACUUGUUUGCUUACAACAUUCUUCUCGACUUCUAUGUUAAAUCGGAUGCAUUAUCCGAUGCGAGUAAAAUUUUCGACGAAAUGCCUGAGAGAAAUACGAUAUCUUUUGUUACUCUUAUUCAAGGUUACGCUCAGUCAUUUCAAUUGGUUGAGCCGUUUGAGUUGUUUUUUCGGUUACAUAGAGAAGGUCAUGAGCUUAACCCUUUUGUUUUUACUACAAUUUUGAAGUUGAUAGUUGGUAUGGAGUGGGAAAAGUUGGGUUAUUGCAUCCACGCUUGCAUUUUUAAGCUUGGUCUUGACUCUAAUGCCUUUGUUGGGACUGCUCUAAUUGAUGCCUAUUCUGUUUGUGGUCAUGUUGACAGUGCAAGACAAGUUUUUGAUGCCAUCGCUUGCAAGGACAUGGUUUCUUGGACUGGGAUGGUAGCUUGCUAUGCUGAGAAUGAUCAUUUUGAAGAUUCCUUGCAACUCUUCUCACAGAUGAGAAUGGCUGGUUUCAGACCUAAUCAUUUCACUUUUACUGGUGUGCUCAAAGCUUGCAUUGGACUUGAGGCUUUUGAUGUGGGGAAAGGUGUUCAUGGUUGUGCUUUAAAAACUCGUUAUGAACUUGAUCUUUAUGUGGGUCUUGGCUUACUUGAUUUGUAUACUAAGUCUGGAGGAUCUCAUGCUGCUCUGUCGGUAUUUGAGGAGAUUCCCAAAACUGAUGUGAUUCCUUGGAGUUUCAUGAUUGCACGAUAUGCCCAGAGCAACCAGAGCAAAGAGGCUCUGGAGCUGUUUGGCCAGAUGAGGCGAGCAUUUAUCCCUCCUAAUCAGUUUACAUUUGCCAGUGUGCUGCAAGCUUGUGCAACUAUGGAGAGUCUUGACUUAGGGAAACAAUUACAUUCCCAUGUAUUUAAGUCUGGUUUGGGCAUUAAUGUAUUUGUUUCAAAUGCCCUAAUGGAUAUGUAUGCUAAAUGUGGAAGGGUGGAAAACUCAAUGGAACUAUUUAUGGAAUCACCAAACAGAAAUGAGGUGGCUUGGAAUACGAUGAUUGUUGCCUAUGUGCAGUCAGGUGAUGUAGAGAAGGCGUUAAGUUUAUUUAAAAAUAUGCUUGCAUGCCAAGUUCAGGCUACUGAAGUGACAUACUCUAGUGCUCUCUGUGCUUGUGCUAGUUUAGCAGCCAUGGAACCAGGAAUUCAGAUUCAUUCCUUGUCGGUGAAAACCAUCUACGACAGGGAUACUGUGGUUGGUAAUGCUUUAAUUGAUAUGUAUGCCAAGUGCGGAAGCAUUAAAGAUGCACGCUUAGUAUUUGACAUGCUUAAUGAACGUGAUGAAGUUUCGUGGAAUGCUAUGAUCUCGGGAUAUUCCAUGCAUGGUCUAAGUGGGGAAGCUCUAAAAGUUUUUCAGAUGAUGCAGGAAACAGCUUGUAAACCUAACAAGUUAACAUUCCUCAGUGUCCUAUCUGCAUGUAGCAGUGCAGGAUUGUUAGAUAUAGGACAAACUUAUUUCAAAUCUAUGGUACAGGACUAUGGCAUCGAACCAUGCAUGGAGCACUAUACUUGUAUGGUCUCGCUAUUAGGAAAAUCAGGCCAUCUUAAUAAGGCUAUAAAGUUGAUUGAAGAAAUCCCAUCUGAGCCCAGUGUUAUGGUGUGGCGUGCCUUACUGGCGGCUUGUGUGAUCCAUAAUGAUGUUCAGCUUGGAAGAAUAUCUGCUCAACGUAUUCUUGAGAUUGACCCCCAAGAUGAAGCAACCCAUGUGCUAUUGUCAAACAUGUAUGCCGCAGCAAGGAGCUGGGAAAAUGUAGCUUCUGUUAGGAAAACUAUGAAAGAGAAAGGAGUAAAGAAAGAACCAGGAUUAAGUUGGAUUGAAAACCAAGGCAGUGUUCACUAUUUCUCUGUGGGGGAUAUUUCACAUCCUGACAUGAAGUUGAUUAAUGGGAUGCUCGAGUGGUUGAACAUGAAAACCAGGAAGGCAGGUUAUGUUCCCAAUCUUAAUGCUGUUUUGCUUGAUGUUGAAGAUGAUGAAAAGGAGCACCGUUUGUGGGGACACAGUGAAAGACUAGCUUUAGCUUUUGGUCUAAUUAGAACACCAUCUACAGGCCACAUUCGCAUCAUUAAAAACCUCCGAAUAUGUGCAGACUGCCAUUCAGCAAUAAAGUUCAUGUCAAAGAUUGUGCAGCGAGAAAUAAUUAUCAGAGAUAUGAAUCGGUUCCAUCACUUUCAGGAUGGAAUUUGCUCUUGUAGUGACUACUGGUGAUUAUCAAGGUGUUUGACUCUGUUGUACAAAGAUCUUUCAGGAUGGAAUUUCAAGCUGCAUAAAAUAAGCCUCAAGCAGCAUCUCCAAAUCCUCUACAUGAUUAUCAUCUGAGAUGCUCCCAGCCACCACACUUGCAGCAGUUGCAAUACUAUUUGAUGCUGUAGCUCCCAACAAAGCCUCGGAUUGCU
Messenger RNA from Hevea brasiliensis (rubber tree), 2750 nucleotides. RefSeq names its product putative pentatricopeptide repeat-containing protein At5g13230, mitochondrial. The record is from RefSeq and is a predicted model, not a curated record. Gene Ontology annotation, biological process: RNA modification. Lineage: Eukaryota; Viridiplantae; Streptophyta; Magnoliopsida; Malpighiales; Euphorbiaceae. The coding region runs from base 88 to 2562 and encodes 824 amino acids. The transcript is spliced from 2 exons. Gene Ontology annotation, molecular function: zinc ion binding; protein binding; RNA binding.